GUGCCAGCGGCUGAGUCCCGCUGGUGGCGAAGGCCCGGUGAGCCGACCGUGCCAGCUACCCUAAAACCGAAAGCAGCUCUGGACGGCGAGCCGAAGGCAUAUGUGAUAGGCUGGCGGGGGGACUGAGGCGACCCGGGACACCCGCACUGGCCGACCCCCACCCCCACCCCGGCAUUGGGCAAGCGGAACCCGUUAACGUGAACUUAAUGCCAGGGACGAAGACCUGCACCGGUGCUAUAGUGCGUGCAUGUUUGGAGAUAGCGCCCGACUUUCCAGAAGAAUGUCCCAAUCCGAGGAACAAGGAGCUGUCCCCUGUGCCUUCAUCCGCCAGAAUUCCAGCAACUCCAUUUCCUUGGACUUUGAGCCUGACACAGACUACCAGUUUGUGGAGCAGCUGGAAGAACGCUACAAAUGUGCCUUCUGCCACUCCGUGCUUCACAACCCCCACCAGACAGGCUGUGGGCACCGCUUCUGCCAGCACUGUAUCCUGUCUCUGAGGGAGCUGAACACGGUGCCCAUCUGCCCUGUGGACAAGGAGGUCAUCAAGCCCCAGGAGGUGUUCAGAGACAAUUGCUGCAAGAGAGAGGUCCUCAAUUUACAGGUCUACUGCAGAAAUGCCCCGGGGUGCGACGCCAGGAUCAUUCUGGGAAGGUUCCAGGACCAUCUUCAGCAGUGCUCCUUCCAAGCUGUGCCCUGCCCUAACGAGGGAUGCCGGGAAGCCAUGCUCCGGAAAGAUCUGAAGGAACACCUGAGCGCGUACUGCCGGUUCCGAGAAGAGAAGUGUAUUUACUGUAAAAGGGGCGUGGUGGUCACCAGCCUGCAGGAUCACGAGGAAAACGUGUGUCCUGCGUACCCAGUGUCUUGUCCCAACAAGUGUCUGAGGACUAUUCCGAGAACUGAGGUGAAUGAACACCUCACUGUGUGUCCUGAGGCCGAGCAAGACUGUCCCUUCAAGUACUAUGGCUGCACCGUCAAGGGUAAGAGGGGGACUUUGCAGGAGCACGAGCAGGCAGCCCUGCGGGACCACAUGCUUCUGGUUUUAGAGAAGAACUUCCAACUAGAGCAGCAGAUCUCUGACUUAUAUCAGAGCCUCGAACAGAAAGAAAGCAAGAUCCAGCAGCUGGCGGACACCGUGAAGAAGUUCGAAAAGGAGUUUAAGCAGUUCACGCAGAUGUUUGGCAGAAACGGAAGUUUCCUCUCAAAUGUCCAGGCUCUGACCAGCCACAUCGACAAGUCGGCCUGGCUGGAAGCACAGGUGCGGCAGCUGCUGCAGACAGUUAACCAGCAGCAGAACAGACUGGACCUGCGGUCCCUGGUGGAAGCGGUUGACACUGUGAAACAGAAGAUCACCCUGCUAGAAGCCAGUGACCAGAGAUUAGUUGUCUUGGAGGGGGAGACCAGCAAGCACGACGCACACAUUAACGUCCACAAGGCCCAGCUGAACAAGAACGAGGAGCGGUUCAAACUGCUGGAGGGCGCCUGCUACAGCGGCAAGCUCAUCUGGAAGGUGACCGACUACAAGGUGAAGAAGAGGGAGGCCAUGGAGGGGCACGUGGUGUCUGUCUUCAGCCAGCCUUUCUACACCAGCCGCUGUGGCUACCGGCUCUGUGCUCGAGCGUACCUCAACGGGGACGGGUCUGGGAAGGGGACGCACCUGUCCCUGUACUUUGUGGUAAUGAGGGGUGAGUUUGACUCGCUGUUACAGUGGCCCUUCAGGCAGAGGGUGACCCUGAUGCUUCUGGACCAGAGUGGCAAGAAGAACCACAUUGCGGAGACGUUCAAAGCUGACCCCAACAGCAGCAGCUUCAGACGGCCCGAGGGCGAGAUGAACAUUGCCUCUGGCUGCCCCCGCUUUGUGUCGCAUUCUACCCUGGAGCACCCCAAGAACACCUACAUUAAAGACGACACCCUGUUCUUGAAAGUGGCCGUGGAUUUGACUGACUUGGAGGAUCUGUAAAUCUUAGCUGAUAGGAAACCUUGGUCUGGAAGCACAGGGGCAGAUGACCGCGUUCUAAGCCCGGACUUCUAGGCCACACAUGCUCUUGGUUUUCGCCCUUCACCUUUAAUGUCUGAGUGUUAUCCUUUUCUCUUGGAUCCUGCCCCAGUUUGAAACUUAAGCUCUUGGAUUAUUGCUGUUAUUUAUAUUUUUAUAUGUUCUGAAAAUUAUAAUGAUCUUGACAGUAA
Messenger RNA from Microtus ochrogaster (prairie vole), 2184 nucleotides. It is a transcript of the gene Traf5, whose product is annotated as TNF receptor associated factor 5. Lineage: Eukaryota; Metazoa; Chordata; Mammalia; Rodentia; Cricetidae. The record is from RefSeq and is a predicted model, not a curated record. Gene Ontology annotation, molecular function: tumor necrosis factor receptor binding; zinc ion binding; thioesterase binding. Gene Ontology annotation, cellular component: plasma membrane signaling receptor complex; cytoplasmic side of plasma membrane. Gene Ontology annotation, biological process: regulation of apoptotic process; signal transduction; positive regulation of canonical NF-kappaB signal transduction.